Penicillium manginii is the source of this 300-nucleotide messenger RNA. RefSeq names its product ankyrin repeat domain-containing protein. Bases 1 to 300 code for a protein of 99 amino acids. NCBI's taxonomy places the organism in Eukaryota, Fungi, Ascomycota, Eurotiomycetes, Eurotiales, Aspergillaceae. The record is from RefSeq and is a predicted model, not a curated record. The transcript has a single exon. Gene Ontology annotation, molecular function: protein binding.
AUGGCGCCUGUACGAGAUCUUAUUAGCAAGGGAAUGGACGUUAAUGCGCAGAGCGGCAUUUACGACAACGCUCUCCAGGCGGCCUCGUUUGGAGGCCAUCAAGAGAUUGUUAAAAUACUCUUAGACGAGGGAGCGGAUAUCAAUAUACAGGGUGGUCGCUAUGGGAACGCUCUCCAGGCUGCCUCAGAGGGAGGCUAUCAAGAGAUUGUCAAACUGCUCUUGGACAAGGGAGCAGAUAUCAAUAUGCAGGGUGGUCGCUAUGGGAACGCUCUCCAGGCUGCCUCAGAGAGAGGCCAUUAA